This is a messenger RNA of Dicentrarchus labrax (European seabass), 4838 nucleotides long. It is a transcript of the gene il17rd, whose product is annotated as interleukin 17 receptor D. The record is from RefSeq and is a predicted model, not a curated record. The coding region runs from base 33 to 2543 and encodes 836 amino acids. The transcript has 16 exons. Gene Ontology annotation, molecular function: interleukin-17 receptor activity. NCBI's taxonomy places the organism in Eukaryota, Metazoa, Chordata, Actinopteri, Moronidae.
CCCUCUCAGAGUUGUUCAGACUGGAGGGAGGAAUGGCGGCCCCUCGGAGUUUCUUCAUCUCUCUCUGCGGGUUAUUUCUGGUUUUAUAUUUUUCUUGUGGAUCUACGACCUCAGGCAACAAAAGAGCCAACCAGGAGCGAUGUGGUUUCAAGGUGCAGUCUGGUGCAGAUGGAGGUCGCAAGUUGGCCGUCACCUUCAGAGCUGACAACUGCUCAAUAAACUACCCGCUGGGGAAACAUGUGAUCCAUGAGGUCACCAACGUCUCCUUCAGCCAUCUCGCCUGUGAGGAUCAGGCCGCCGUGGUCGUCCACUGGUCCGCCAGUCCACUAGGAAUCGAACACAUUAAAGGCUUCAGAGUUUAUCUGGAGGACAAGAACCCAGAAGGGAAACAGUGUCAACAUCUCAUCCUCAAAGACCCACGACAGCUCAACUUCUCCUACAAGAACACGAAGCUGAGCAGUCAGCCGUUCAGCGGUUUGACCUUUGACACCGACUACAUGGUUCGUGUUGUUCCUUUCCCGACUCUGAUGAAUGAGAGCUUCUUCCCACCGUCCUUCCUCAGGACCAACUCAUGUGAAGUCCUCCUGGGAUCAGACAACCUGGUUUGCAAACCCUUCUGGAAGCCAAAGACCCUGAACGUGUCUCAGCUGGGGUCGAACCUCCACGUGGCAUUCGACCAGGCUCCGGCCUCCUUCGGCUUCCACUUCUACUACCUGUACUACAAACUGCGGCAGGACGGACCCUUCAGACUGCAGCGCUGCAAACCAGACAUGAACCAGGCCAGGACUACAUGCAUCCUCCAGGACGUCACUCCAGGGACCUACACUAUAGAGCUGAGAGACGACAGUAACACCACCAGGAGGCAGACUCAGUACCACGUCAGCCAGGUCCACUCCCCCUGGGCGGGGCCUAUCCGUGCCAUGGCCAUCACAGUGCCUCUGGUCAUCAUGUCUGCCUUCGCCACUCUCUUCACUGUCAUGUGUCGCAAGAAACAGCAAGAAAACAUCUACAGCCAGCUGGACGAGGAGAGCAGUGAGUCGUCCAAUCAGAGUGCAGCAUUGAACACGGAGCGUCCGUGGCCCCGCCCCAAAGUCUUCAUCUGUUACUCCAACAGAGACUGUCCCAAACACAUCAACGUCAUCCAGAGCUUCGCCUACUUUCUGCAAGACUUCUGCAGCUGUGAGGUUGUGUUGGACCUGUGGGAACACCUGGAGAUGUGCAAAGAGGGUCAGAUGUCGUGGCUCAGCAGACAGCUGGACGAAGCCAACUUCAUCAUCACCAUCUGUUCCAAAGGCCUACGCUACUACGUGGAGAAGAAGAGCCGCCGAGGGAAGACACCGGUCAGUCGCCGUGGUAACAGCAGCAGCAGCUCUCCAGUCGGUGGUUCAGGCAGUGACCUGUUCAUCGUGAGCGUGGCCAUGAUCGCUGAAAAGCUGCGGCUGGCGAAACAGAGCGAAGGGGGCGGGGCUCAGGAGCUGAACCGCUACAUGGCGGUUUACUUCGACUAUUCAACAGAAAACGACAUCCCCACCAUGUUAAGUCUGGCUCCCAGGUUUAAGUUAAUGGACCAGCUGCCUCAGCUCUUCAGUCGGCUCCACUCCAGUCAGUCCAGUUUCUCUGAUCGCGAGUCGCAGCCUCACAACGUCUCCAGGAGGAACUACUUCAGGAGUAAAUCAGGGCGCUCGCUUUACGUUUCUAUCUGCAACAUGCACCAGCACAUCAGUCAGAACCCUGACUGGUUUGAGAAGCAGCUGGCUCCUUCUGGAGGCUCCUCGCCCUCUUCUGCCUCCUCCGGCUCCUCCUCAAAACAUCCUCCUCUCCCUGCUGACCCGGCUCCGAGCCCUCCUCCGAAGCCUCACUGCUCCUCGUCCUCCGCCUCGUCUCAACCCGAGCAGAAGUUUGACUCUGGCUUGGUGCUGAAUGAGGUGGCGGUGAAGAUGCCAUCGCUAGAGUGCGGAAAGGGAGGGCCAAGGAGGAACUUGCUCCUGCUGGCUCCUGGCUCCAGUCCUAGCCUGAACCUAGGCAUCAGCCACAGUCCCAGUCCAAGUCCUGGUCCCUGUCCCAGUCCUGGUCUCUGCCCCAGUCCAGGCCUGCCACAUUGCUCUCUGUCUAUGCUGGGACCCACUUCAAGGUCAACUUCUGGAAUAUCUGGCGAGUUACCAGGAGAAUCCUCCUCCUCCUCCUCCUCCUCCUCCUCCUCUGCUCCCUCUAUCCUCCAAGAUGAUAUAUGCCCUGUUGCUACCCAGGCAGAAGAAAGCGGUCUUUCCCCUCCAGAGCUCCCGCCUCCUCGGGAUUCGGGCAUCUAUGAUUCGUCAGUCCCUUCCUCAGAGCUGUCCAUUCCCCUAAUGGAGGGACUUUCACAUGACCAGGCUGACUCCUCCUCACUGGCCGACAGUGAAUCAUCUUCUUCUGGGCUGGGUGACGAGGAGCCACCUGCUGUUACGUCGCUCCACUGCAGCGCUGCCACAGUUUGUAAAGCUGAGCUGCACCACCAUCACCACCUGGAGCACAGUGAAGGACUCGCACCUGUGGCGUCAUUGUAGGGGACAUCUCCUGCCCAUCAUAAGAGGACAAGUCCAGUACUGUCAUCACAGGGCCAAAAAUGUGUUGGACCUGAAACCCUAUCUUAAUAGUUCUGUGAUCCCAUCGUCAUGGAAACAAAACUGGAAUUAAUUAAAAGGCACUGCAGUGGUUCAACCGAUGGAAAUGACUGAGUUCUAGAAUGCUGGUCUGCAGUAACUAUGGUAACCACUGAAUUACAGAACACUUGCAAGUAUGGUUACCACUCAGUUUUAGAAUACUAGCCCUUGGUAACUAUGGUAACCACUGCAUUCUAGAACAUUGACAGCUGUAAGAAAUAUGGUAUCCACUGGUUUCUAGAACACUACUCUCCUGGUAACUAUGGUAACCACUGAGUUCUAGAACACUAGUCCCUGGUAACUAUGGUAACCACUAAGUUCUAGAACACUGGUCUUGUUCCCAGUAAUUACGAUAACCACUGCAUUCUAGAACAUUAGUCCCCGGUAACUAUGGUAAUCACUACAUUCUAGAACAAUAGUCCAAGUAACUAUGGUAACCACUGGGUUUUAGAACACUACUCCCUGGUAAGUAUGGUAACAAUUGUGUCUAGAAGACUCGUCACUGGUCGCCCUGCUGGAGGAUUUUUGAAGGACUGGAUCUUCGGACGCUGGCAGAGCAGACCAGUUCAAACCAAAGACUGCCUCAGCACUGCGUCUCGAUUGAUUGAUUGAUAGACACCUGACUCAUGUAUGAGUUGAUGUUCGGUACCAAAACAUGAUGCUGAAACAAACUGUUUAUUCAAGCACUUUUUGAUGCAGAAACACAGGAAGACACAACGCCACAAACAUGUUCCCCGGCAACGACAUCUAACAGGAUCAAAGCAGCUUCUGAGAUCCACAAAGGUUUUUACCAAAAGCUGCUGAAUGUAUUAACACCUUAAGUGUAUUAUUCUCAACAUUUAAGACCAAAACCAAAAACCGUAUAUUCAUAAAUGAAUGCUGUCCUUUAAAAAGUGCCAGUUUUUAAUGUAAUAUGCCUUUCUAUUUUAGGAGGAGCAUUUUUCAUUAUAAAGGGGAAUUCCCCCAAAACAGUUUAGAACAUUUUAUCAAUAAGCUCUGGAUUUUAUUGAGUUUUUCCUCUCAUGUUUUAACAUCAUACCUUAUUUUAAAAUGUUUUCAACAUAGACAACACAAUGUUUGUUGACAAUGACUCAUCGUUGGAGCAGCAAGUGACAUGAUGACCACUGCCUAAUCGUGAAUCAUUAAACCGUCAAAGAAAAUGUACUAAAACCUGCUAAUGUGAUAUAAAAUGGUGGAAGAGUUGUGUGAGCUAUGUGUUAAAUUGAAAUUAAGUUUUUAUUGCAUUUUAUUUUGUCUGCAUGUUAAUUUACAAAUUCAGAACAUACAAUUCAAACUCAUUUAGCCGUUGUUGCCACUCCUACACCAUAACAUAUUAAGUACUGUGGUUACAUUGUUAUGCUUAAGGUUACAUAUUUUAAAGUAUUGAAUAUUAUUGUUACAUUUACAGUUAUAUAUUUCUUAAUGCUUUGUAAUCGUUUUCUAACAUUGUUGCAGGAAGCAGCGAUGAUGAGGGCAUUAUGAAAAGUGACACUUUUGUUUUAAAAUUGUAAACCACUUUAAAUAUGCCACUAUGGAAGCCCAUUCCUGCCAGAACAUGAAAUAAAUACAUAAAAUGUUGUUAAAUUUGUCCAAUGAAACAAGAAAUUUAUGUCACAUUUUUGAUUUACUAAGUCAAACUUAGGAGAUACAAAGUUUAAAUUAUGAGAUUAAGUCCCCCAGAAAUAAGUCAACAUUUUGAUUUUAAAAAGAUCAGAAAGUAAGUCGUAAUUUUGAUUUAGAACCUUUAAAUUAUUUAAUAGCUGUGACUUAGUAAUUAUUAUGGCUUAACUUGAAAUCUUAGUUUUUUUCAUAUUGUGGUAUAAAUGGGCUUCCGUACACUUCAUCCCAUGAACAUAUUACAUAACUGGAACCUUUGUUUCGGGACUGAACCAUGUUUUCCUUGUUUAAAGUUUUAUAAAGUCUUAUAUUUUCUGACUGAAAUGUUUGAGUUGCUGUUGAAGGUUGAGCGUCGACUUCUGGUUCAUGUGCAGGUUUGAGUUCGAUGGAAGGGAAGUUUCAGCAUUUCCUACUUGUAAAUAUUAUUUUUAUUUUUCCAUGGAAAUGUCUGUUCUGCUUCAGUUUUGUAUAGUUAGACUGUUGUUUUAUUAUUUUUUCUACAUUUUCUAGGAAUGUACUGUUUUAUAGUACCUUUAAUGUAGGAAUUAGAUUAAUCAAUCUAAUAAAACGUUCCUCUUUUAA